Myxocyprinus asiaticus (Chinese sucker) is the source of this 3844-nucleotide messenger RNA. It is a transcript of the gene fancb, whose product is annotated as FA complementation group B. Gene Ontology annotation, biological process: replication-born double-strand break repair via sister chromatid exchange; negative regulation of double-strand break repair via homologous recombination; positive regulation of double-strand break repair via homologous recombination. The transcript is spliced from 9 exons. The coding region runs from base 193 to 2718 and encodes 841 amino acids. Gene Ontology annotation, cellular component: Fanconi anaemia nuclear complex. The record is from RefSeq and is a predicted model, not a curated record. Lineage: Eukaryota; Metazoa; Chordata; Actinopteri; Cypriniformes; Catostomidae.
CGUUCAACUGUGUCUUUAAGAAAUACCCGGAAGAAAGAAGAAUGCGCGCGCGCUUUGACGAGGAAGAAAACGCGCGUGUCUCGUACAGAUGCUAAACAGAUACGAGAGUAAACAACGUAAACAUCAGAGAUACAGGUUCCAGGUUUCUUUCCCCUUAUCUCCAGCAUAUCAAUUGUGAAGAAACCAUCAGAAAUGGCGGCAGAACGGUGCAUCAAAAUGCUUCCAGUUCGAGGUGACGUGCUGGUUUUCCAGUGCAAGAGUUUGAGCUCAAAAACUCGAGAUCAUCGACGAGGCUCAGAGGUCUCGUUCUGCAGUUUAUCCUUCGACAGGAACUCCCAGAAGUUCUCUGUUAAAGAUCACAGCAUGAACCCAGUGCACAAGGACAGCUUGGCUGAAACAGACAUCAUUCACUGUUGCUCUGCCGUGGAUGUUCAACAGAGGCAAAAAGUGCCGUGUGUUUUGCUGCGACUGUGCAAGAAAAGGACCUCAGGGUUUAAAUACAUGCUUUACUCCAUAAGCAGUCCCACCGAUGGAAAACUUCAUGUCGAAUUUGUAUUACUGUAUGAGAUGAGAGAUAAUAUUGCAAUAUUGCAAGGCCCCACAUUGGUGUGGUGUCAUGAAAACACCGUCUUCUACGCAUCCUCACAGACUGGUGGUGUGAAAGAGCUUCCGAUUCCCGUGACUGUAAUAUUUAUUGGCGAACUGCCUCUUCGUCAAAGAAACCUAGUGGUUCUAGGGGCCCAAAAUGCCACGGGCCUGAGUGAACAGUUCAGUGUCACAGAAGUAAACAACAUACUUUACUUCAUGGAGGAUGGGAGAACGUUGAACGGUGCAUGUCUGGUGCCGAAUGCGUACAGCUCUGUUAUCAGAUGUAUGAUUGUUCUCUCUGCUGAAGAGUACAAUGGGUCUUUGAGAUCAUCUGUACUGGCGGCCACAAGCAUGAAACAGCUGGUUUAUUUUGAGAACGGACUUCCUCACGAUGUUUGUCCUCUGCCGUAUGAGCAACCUCUGAAAAUUCAGAUGCUUCAUACUCCGAGAAAUGACUGUCUCAUUGUUAUUACCUUCAAUGAGGGUAAUAUUUGUUCUGUGUGGAAAAACACUUUCCAGGUGGCGUGUUGUUGGUCAGGUGUGCGUCUGCUCCUCAUUGAUGACUUCCUGGGAUGCGGGAGCGAUCAGAUACUGUUGGUGUUUGAAGAGCAGAGUUCUUCAGGAGAGCUACUAAGCAACUUUCUCCUCACGGAUCUGUGUGGCAUCACUUACUCUUGUGGAAGAGACGGUGAGGUCCUGAAUGCAUCAGACACGGCUCAGGAAAACCAUCUUCUCAUGGUGCAAGCCUUAGAAUCCAGACUGCAGAGUGGCCUGAACGUCCUGGAGGAGCUUCAGGGAGACGUGUAUGUGAAGGACAGAGUCUUACAGCAGUCUGUACUGGCUUUAACUGACCUGAUAUCAGGCAGAACACACGUGAUAUCUGCUCCAGAACAGGAGGGUCUUGUGUCUCUGUGGGAUGACGAUGACGAUGAUGAUGAUGAUGGAGCGGUUGACGUCUGGGAUGAUCAGAUGCACACUGAAUGUGCUGAAGCACUUGUGAAGGUGGAUAGAGUUUGGCAGAGAGUCCUCGGGCAGAGUUUGGUGUUUGGUGCCAUUCUCACAACAACAAAUAACAUGUCUGUAGAGAAUAUAAGUGGUUCAAUCAUAGCGGAAAACUGUCAUAGUGGAUCCGCUUAUGUUGCUGUGAAUAGCAGGAGUAAAACCCUUCAGUACCACACAUCAGAUACAACUAUCAGUCAUGACCCGUUUGCGGCAAAGAAGAUCAGACAGGCUGAUUGUCCAGGUGAUGAGAUCAUGCCAACACUUGCCCUGCUCACCGUCACCGAUUUGACCCCUAUAUUGACCUCUGGCAGCGUCAAAUGCUCCCUCAUGCUCCAUUACAGCAGCAAACAACCACUCGGACCUUCUUCUAAACAAUGUGGUCGAGUUUCUCAACACUGCGGGAAAAUCUCACUGGAUAUAAAAGAUGUUUCACUGGGAAAGUUUCAGCCCCGACUGUUAAAAGACUCCAAACUCAACACAGAAGAGGCGAGAGAAGAUCUGCUCAGUCUGAUGGCGGUGUUGGACGUGUGGUUUUUCCUCAUUGAGAGCUCCGAUCACACACUGACAGAUGUGCAGCGCUGGUUGCAGGAGUUCCUGCUCGCUGAGCGGCUGGAGGUCGAGCCGCAGUAUUCUGCAUGCUUAUCUACCGCCAUGCUCUUUCACUGGCAGCAGAACACACCUUUUCAGGGAGUGUUGACAGUCCACUGCAGAGACGAGCUGCAGUUGCUGCAGUUCCUGCAUUCGCUCUGUGACUUCCUGCCUGUGUCGCAUCACAUACAGCUGCUCAAGACCCCCAGGGCACGCCGAGACGCCUGGGCUCUCGCUCAAACUCUGGAGACAGAGAUACAGACUGUAACACAGGAGGUGUCGUCUGUACUGCAGUGUGACGAAGGAGAAAUAAAGAGAGAAGAAACAUCAGCAGCCUCCUCAGAGCAGCUCCAGAGACUGAGAGACGAGUGGCAGAGAGAAAGAGACCGGUACAAUAAGAGACUGCGACCUCUGGUGGACGCCACGCGCUAUAGCACACUCGUGGAGCGCUUGAUUCACACACAACUGCGCAGUGAUGAAGUCGCGCUUAUGGAAGCACAGGCGGAUUUAUCUCAAGUUCAAGGAAUAGUUCAUCCAUAAAUGAAAAUUCUGUCAUUGUUUUCUCACUCCCGUGUCGUUCUAAACCGAUAUGGCUUUCUUACAGCUGUGAAACACAAAGGAGAUGUUAGGCAGAAUGUCCGAGCAGAUCUUUUCCAUAUAGAAAUAGUGUAUUCAAUAUUGGUUGUAAAUAUUUACUUUCAAGCUCCAAAAAGGACACAAAAGCACCAUAAAAGUAGUCUAUAUGACUCGAGCACUUUAUUCCAAGUCUUCUGAAGCCGUACGAUAGCGCUCUUGAGCCUCAUUUGCAUCUCAUUAAAUGUCGUAUCACAGUCAGUCGUUGUUUAAAUUAAUAUUUCGGGUUCAACACAAGUUAAGCUCAGUCGGUAGUAUUUGUGGCAUAAUAUUGAUUCCUUUAAUGGAAGCACAAGGAAGAUUUUCAGUGAUAAACAACUUACAUUUUUGUCUGUUCCUCACACAAAACUCUCAUAUGAUUUCAGAAGAUUUUGGAAUAUAGUGCACAGUCAAAUUUACUACUUUGUAUAAUACUUUAAGGGUUCUUUUAUGGUGUUUUUUGGGGUCCUUUUUUUUAGCUUGACAGCAGUGGUCACUAUAAACGGUUGUUGUAUGGUAAAGAACUGCGUAAACAAUCUUCAAAAUUUCUCCUUUGGUGUACCGUGGAAAAAUAACAGCAUAUGAGUUUCAAAUGACAUGAGGCUGAAUAAAUAAUGGCACAAGUUUCAUUUCAGGGUGAGCAAAAUGAAUGUAAUAUAAUAAAAUAGUGCACGUUACAUUCAGCUUGCCGUCCACUCCGGGGAGUUUAUGAGGGUCGAGAUGUCUCACGGUGCUUCUACCUCUUUAGAUUGUCUUCACGCCUCUAAUAUCUCUGUGACAUUUCCACAGGAAACUCUUAAGCUGACCUCAGUCGCAAAACUGCUCAGCCAGUCACAUCUCGCCCUGCAGUUCAUCCUCAGGGAAACACAUGUGUUAUGUGUGAUCUCUACACACACUGACGGACAGCUCUCUGUGCAAGAGCGGAUUCAGGUCCUCUGGUACAGUGUUUUGGUUUUGUUACUGCUAAAACUGUACGGUUUGUACAUUAAAAAUGGCUAUUUGUAGAAAGCUUUUUGUUCACUAUGCAAUUCAACUGCGAAUAAAAAAAAAAGAU